Molecule: messenger RNA, 2181 nt
Organism: Penaeus vannamei (Pacific white shrimp)
Lineage: Eukaryota; Metazoa; Arthropoda; Malacostraca; Decapoda; Penaeidae
Source: RefSeq, a predicted model, not a curated record
GUCCACCUCCGGUCCCCCUUCAUCAUGAACGGCGUCUGCGUGAGGUGGAGAGGCUACGUCGACCUCGAGCGGCUGGACGGCGUCGGCUGCCUCGAGUACGACGAGGAGUCCGCUGCCGAGGAGGACCGCAUCCUUCGGGAGGAGAUCGAGAAGUACAAAGCCCGCCUUCGGGAAUUCGAGGAGAAGCAGCGCGCCUUCAGAGUCCCCACGACAAGCCACGCCACUCAGCCCACACCCACCCCACGCCACACGCACCCACACGCCCACACCGAGCAGGCCAACAUCCAAGUGCGCUAGCAGAUUCUCAACCUUCUGCAUCGCAAGAGUUGACUUCCACGCAACUGAGAAAGCGCCGAUUGCAGAAGACCAGCUGGACGUACAUACCAGUGUUGUCAGAGAAUGUAUGCGUGUAAAUAUAUAUAAUUUGCGUGUGUCAGAGCGUGUGUGCUUUAUAAUUAUUGUUUUUUUUAUAUAUAUAUAAGCGUGCGUGUUUGUGCUUGGCUUUCUCGUAUUGUGCAUGACGAAAGCAGAGAGAGAGAGAGAGAGAGAGAGUAUUGACCAAUCAUGGGGUCGAUACAGGGUGUAGCGCCGCCCACCUUCUCUCUGAAUGGAUGCUACGGAUGAUGACGUCAUGGAAAUUCCGGCCAAUCAGGAACGAUAGAUCUCUACGAGAGCCAAUAUUCAAAGUGUGAAUGCAAGAUAUCUGAAAACAGUAACAUAUGUGUAUGUGAUUGCGUGAAUUAAGUCUGACAAUGUGAUUUCUCUGUACAGUACGUGUGUUUUCACAAAGAUGUACAAAGGCGAGCGAUAGACAGAUACCCCUUCGCCUUUUCCCGAAUAUAUUGGAAACUCAAUCUAGGGCACGUGUUAGAAACUCAUCUAACGUCCUGAACAUUUGUCUAACACAGGGCCAAUAGGGAGCGGUCCUGCCCAGACAAAAGACCUUAAAAAAGACCUAAAUGAAUACUGGUUUAAAGACAGGUUAUGGUGAAACAUGUACUAUAGGCGUAUUAUGCUGAACCUGCCUAAGCCAGUUGUCGGUGUGUGUGUGUGUGUGUGUGUGUGUGUGUGUGUGUGUGUGUGUGUGUGUGUGUGUGUGUGUGUGUGUGUGUGUGUGUGUGUGUGUGUGUGUGUGUGACCAAGCUUAACCUAGCAAAUGCCCUGUCCUUGCUAACGUAAAAAUGUACUAACACAUAUUGUACACACUCGUCAUAGCACUUUCAGCUGUGACUAAUCUUUUUUUUUAAACUGAUUAUUCUUUUUAAUUGAUGGCAGCAACAGUUUCUCAUUGUAAUUCGUUUUUUUCUUUUAUUUUUAAUUGUAGUUUAGCUCGUGAUUCUGUGGGCCAAGUCUUGAUUAUAUAGUGAAUACCAAAGAUUUAUUAAUAUUUAUUGCUAUAGAUGUUCGGAUGAGCUUCCCCCCCUCUAACGGCUAUGGCUUCGGUCACGUUGAUCGUCAUUUGUUUCUGUUUAUUGUUGUUGAGUGACUUUGAUGUUUGUGUCUAUUACCUAAGCCUGAAAGAUUAAUAUUUAUCAGCUUGGCACAGGUAAAGAAAUUGUUAUGACUGAAGUUUUAUGGAAAAAGAGAGAAAUUUAGACUCCUGUGUGGGGGGUUGGCGAACCUGGUCAGCCAAGACUUUUGUAGAAAAUUUCGCAAAAAUUCAUUUAAACCUGAUUGUGGUUUGCCCUCUAUAGUAUUAUAUUAAGAAGACAUUGUUAAAAUUAGAAUCAAGAUAACUGCAAGAGAAAUUGAUAAAAAAAAAACUUGUGUGCAAUAUAUAAAAAAACAAACAUCAACAACGGCUCCUCCUGGCCAGCACAAAUGGCCGACUUUGGGACGACUUUUGGAGAGAUAGUUAAGGUCGAAAUGAUAACAAUUAUGAAAUAUAUUGGGUGUGUGAGGGAGAGUGGAGAUGGGGGGGGGGCUCUCCAUCAAAAUAAUUAAUGGGGUUUAAUUUCUGCACAUGUAUAUACACGAUAUAUAUAUUUAAGUUUUCUUUUUUGUGAUGAAGUCGUGAGAUUUCACAUAUUUAUUCCUCCUAUUCUUCCCCCGUCACCGUUAACCCCAUUUAUUCCCCCCUUCUUCUCCCCUCUCUUCCAUCCAUGCCGUACGUAUAUGUACACUGAUGUAUAAUGUAUAGUUGACACUGUAGACUUAAUCAAUAAAAUGUUUUUUUUUUUU